Peronospora farinosa is the source of this 2283-nucleotide messenger RNA. The record is from the annotation of a GenBank genome assembly. NCBI's taxonomy places the organism in Eukaryota, Oomycota, Peronosporomycetes, Peronosporales, Peronosporaceae.
AUGGUCGACAAGGAGCGUCAAGUGCUGCUACUGGACACACUGGAACCCUCGAGUAUCUAUACAAGCGCCCAUUCGAUGACUUCAUAUCUCUCCGUAUCCACUAGCUCGUCUCAAUCUCGUGCUGCAGCUCAAAAGUCAUGCAACAAGACGAAUAAACCGUUGUCAUCCAUUUCGUCCCUCGAGAGCGAACCACCUGACGUGAUUUUUCAUUCCGAUGGAUGUGCAAUUGCUCUUCAUCUGUCAGUUCUCCAACGACGCUGCCCAUGGCUCUAUAAGCAGCUGCUUCAGCUUCGACACUCAUUCGAUGCAUCAAAUGGGUUCAAGUUACUUGACGACGAGGAGCUCCAGCAACUCAAGCACAAUGAGAAGGAUCGUUCAUUUUCAACCUGUCCAUUGCAUGAUCCGCACUCAUUACGGUUGGAUUAUGUAUAUUGCGUGGCUCACACGUGUCGUAGUGGAGAGAUUAGUGAUGACACUACAGCUGGACAAUGUUUCCAGACCAGUCCUGUGCUUCCUUCCAGAAAGAAAAGACUGCGACAAGAAUUCUCUGUGCCGGACAAGAAGCAGAUGUCAAGUGGACAAAACGUCAUACAAAAGUCACGGCGUGUACGGAGUUUAUGCAAUGAGUUGAACCCGACGACACUUGCCAGACGGCAACAAGAACUGGAGCACGACCGAUCCAUGAUGCACGUCGAGAUUAAAGAUACAAACAUUGGAGCUGUCGUGACAGCCGUCGAGUACAUUUACAGACGUAAAGUCAGGAUGAUUGACGAGCACAAUGCAAUGGAAGCGGUCAAAUUGGGACAAAAGCUGGGCAUGCGGUGCUCGAUGCUCUACUAUUGCUUGGUCAUUGCGAUUCGACAUGUUACGACGGCUACGUGGAUCGACAUGCUGCUGAUAGUUUCCACGCUAGAGAAUAAGAAGGAGCGUCAAAUUCUGUGUGACUAUUUACUGGCUUUUAUGAAGUCACUGAAACCUGAACAACACUUGGACGCUUUAAGAAAUAUGCGAUGUGUGCAUCUCAAGAGACUGAAGGAUCAUGAUGUUCUUGUUCGUGCUGUGGUGGGUCUGAUGAAUAUCGUCAGACUGGUGGGAUUUUGGCGAAAUCUACUGGAUGCGUUGAGUCAAUGGUUGAGUAAUCAAUUUCAAUCUGUACAGGUGCCGUCACUACGUGUUAUUCAUCGGCACUUUGCACCAGAAUGGAAACCGUAUUUGGAGCAAAAACCCGUUGAACUUUUUGCGAAAGCUGGUGAAAAAAAGCUUUUCACGCUGCUUCAAUUUGGAAAGUUUCAGCUCCAAGUGCGGAUUGAUAUCACGAACGAAAUGCCUAUUUUGUGGCGAAUCAUUAGAUCUUCGUCACCACAGCUACUAAGCUCUGACCCGGACGACCCUGCAUCUCUUGAGGGCGAACCCCAGUUCAGGAUACAAGGGCAAAUGAAAGUCAAAUAUUGCCGUGCUUACCCAAACCAAGCAAAGGUUUCACAAGAGGUGGUGAUUCAGUAUCACCACUGCUGCAAGCAAUAUAGUCAGUGGUGUGAUCUUGUACCUCCGACUCCUUCAACCUUAGCCCCUGAUGUUACAACUGCCGCACAUCAGUCUGAAUGUAUGGGGAAGGCAAAGUUUCGUGGCAAAUUUUUCAUCUGGGGCGAUCCCGUAUGCAGCAUGUACCACUUUUUGCUCCAAACAACACUCUUCUACUCGGCUCCGGACAACACACCGACAGAAAUCUCGGAUCUGGUUAUCGUUUCCGAGAUGCAGCGAUUGCCGUUAGAGACUCUGGAGCUUGUGUUGCGCAGCGACGGCUUGCGCAUUCCCGAUGGAGAACGGACUUUGCUACGAUGUCUCAACAAAUUGUUUUUUGGCAAAAACUUCAGCUAUCUCGGGAGUUUACAUCAAGAACCCCGCGAGUUCAAUGGCCGUCGGAAAGAUAUCAUUCGUCUGUACAAGUGCGUUCGCUGGUGCUUCAUACCUGUGGAUGACAUCAUUGAUACGCUAAGACAGUCACCUCGAGAGCUGAAAUUCUACGAGUUGAUAGAGAAGGGCCUGCAGGAUACUUUUCGGCGCUUUCUACGUCGAUGUCCAUGGGGAUGGCAUAAGUAUCGUCAUGCUUACAGAAAAAAUGAGACGAGUGUAGUCGAGUUCCGGAUCGAAGCUGGCAAGAAUCAACUUUCGCCCGAAUAUUUUCCUGCAGUUCCGAAAGCCAAAUCGAGAUUACAAGAUUUCUUACUUUUGAGUCCCGACAAUGUCUUCUAUGAUCCACCACGUGUACAAAGUGUACCGUAA